This is a messenger RNA of Heterobasidion irregulare TC 32-1, 540 nucleotides long. RefSeq lists its product as uncharacterized. Lineage: Eukaryota; Fungi; Basidiomycota; Agaricomycetes; Russulales; Bondarzewiaceae. The record is from RefSeq and is a predicted model, not a curated record. Bases 1 to 540 code for a protein of 179 amino acids. The transcript has a single exon.
AUGACGCCCCCUGCUCUGAUGGGCCGAUCUGCGCACCCCUCACCCCUCCCCGCGCCCUGCGGCAUCGUAGCACGCAUCGAGCGCCCCCGCAUCACAGGAGCCCGCGACGAGAAGGCGCGAACGCAGCGCGGUGCGGCGCUUCCUCCAGCUUGUGCGCAUGCGAGAGGAGCAGCGGCCAACCUGAGCGCGGUCGUGGCAGAGGGAGAGAUGGACGUCCAGACGCGUAAAUGGACUGGCGGGCGGACGCACGUACAUGGAUCGCAUGGACGCGGGGUUGGCUGGGCUCGUAGACGUAGAACGCAGUCAUCCGGGGAUAAUCGAGCAUUGGAGGUACCACUCGCAGGCGACGCGAGGCCUCUCGGCCUCCAAAGAGUCUGUUUUGAAAGUCGAAGGUCGAUCAGUCCAAUCGAUACCCCUCUCUUUGUCCCCUUCCUCUCCUUCCGAGAGCGCAGUAUCCCGUCCCUCCGUCGUGUCGUGACUGCGCCCGUUCGCAGACAGUCGCAGACACUCACCUGUUCACGAUCACAGCUGGGCGCCUGA